Molecule: messenger RNA, 4190 nt
Organism: Haliotis rufescens (red abalone)
Lineage: Eukaryota; Metazoa; Mollusca; Gastropoda; Lepetellida; Haliotidae
Exons: 3
Coding region: 190-618 (142 amino acids)
Cellular component (GO): membrane
Source: RefSeq, a predicted model, not a curated record
AGUGACCUCCCUUGAAUCACACCUGAGUGACGUCACCAGGUAAGUGUCCCAUUUUCGAAGAACGGGAGAUACAAACAAACUAUCAGGACAGUUUGAUAUGUAACCACCUCACCUGUCAAAGUCACCUACAAGGUAAAGACACGUCAACACCCGGUCUUAAUUACAGUGUUCCCUCUUGCUGGUGCGAGUAUGGGAGACGUGAACGGUAACGACGCUCCCGCAACCAUCAACCACACGGAGGUGCACGUGGACGUCCGCAGCCCCGGAGUCGCUUACACCGCCAAUGGCGACGUGGUCACCCAGCAAGGGGGUGUGCCCAUCAUUGCCCAGAACCCUGACCCCAGCAGGAAACCUAAAGACUUCGUCAUGACCAACUGUUUUGUGGUGUUCGCGUGUAACUUUAUAUUUGGUUUCAUUGGAUACCAUUACGGGGUCAAGUCCAACUGGGCCUGGAAGCUGGGCCAGGAACAUGAGGCCAGGAAGAAGGCGAAGAUCGCCCUCAUCUUCGCCAUUGUCGGCAUCGUUGCAGGAAUCAUCACCUACUGCCUGGCGUUCGGCUUGUACUUCACAAUAGGCAGACAACCCAUCGACGUCACACAUAAAGGGACACCGCCCUAACUAGGCCAUAAGGUCCAUGGUUUUAUAUUUGUGAAGACAGCGUUCUUUGUUUCGGACAUUAUCAACGAUAAAGGCAGCUAAAUGAACCGCGAUUUUUGUUCAGUUUCAAAUCUGUAGUUGUAUUACUAAACUUAUGUUAAACGUAGAAUUAGCUGACCCACGUGCCCAAAUAGGAAAACUCACGGCGGCCCAAAUAGGAAAACUCGCGGCGCACCAAAGGUUCCCGGAACUUGUUAUAAGGAAGCAAUAGUUUGGUACUGGUGCAAUGGUACAAUGUUGAGACAAGCCCUGCUUUCAAGAACCAUCCUCUCUCAUUCAGGGUAAUGUAUAUUCUGUGUACGUGUAUAAACCUUGGGGGUGAGGGAUUUGAAUGACACAACAACCUUUUAAAUACGCUAUUACCUCAUUUUAAAACGUUCCUGAAGCACCAUUGAUACCUUCCUAUUCCAGUGUGCAUGAUGUAGAAUUCAGGCAUCACCAGCUGACGUUUCUAAGAUUGUUCUCCAGGAGGUAGGAUCUGGGUGGAACUUAAUAUACACAUGGCAAGAGAUAGGCCAAUUCUAUUUGGAUUAUAUGAUGCAACGUCAUCGACACCUGGUCUCAUAUCGACAUCCCGCAUGUCUCGAACAACGGAAUAAUCGACAUAUGUUCGAUGCAGCUCUAUUUGCACUUUCUCUGUACAUAAUAUGGCGAAUAUUACCCCAUCCAGUAUAUAACCAAGGUCUCAGAAUGUAGUUGGGUUACACUUAUACUUACAGGUAUCAAUGACGCCAAAGGUGUUUAAGUUUUACUCGUGUGAUGAAGAAGAGAAUGUCCUGUAUAAUUAUGGAGUUAAAACGUGGAAUUGUGGGGACGAGAACGUGGUUUCUUGUUCUCAAACACUGCGUAUGGAUCUCAAAAUGAUGCCAAAAUAACCACUGAUUUAUUUUACACGCUAAUCCGACGUUUAUCUUCAUAUUGAUUGCGUUUGAAUUCGUAACUGGUUUGUUAUAACCUAUAUGAGUUUAUGAAGACUUGGCAGGAACAUAACCUGGACCCACUUGCACAAAGCAAUCUUAGCGCUAAGACUAUCUUAAGCGUAUGUUAAAGAAUGGGAGUUACGAUCAUCUUAUCGCUAAGAUCGCUUUGUGCAAGUGGGCCCUGGAUAUAUUUUCUGUUGAGUUCACUGGAUCUGUUCGUAUGUUUAUUUUGGGCGUUGAAACCAGUGGGUUGUUUGCAUUUUAAAAUGUUUUGAUAUGAUUAUGUAUCAUUGAUAUUUACUUUGGUUAUGUGUAUAUAGCGGCUUUACUAUUGUUUUCUUUGUUGCUUUAUAUUUCAUAUAUAUUGCAUAUUUCACACGCAAUCCUAAAUAUAUAACGUUCACCUUUAAAGCAUUGAUUUAAACAUAUUUAUUCACAAGGAGUGAACGGGAUUGGGGGACAAGUUCUUCCAACUUAGAAUGCCCUCUCCCUGGUAUUUACAAAAUAUUCACAAAAGCAUUUAUGCGUCCAUAAUCAAAAUAAGAGUGCACUGAGUUUGUUGAGGGAAAACAUCUAUGCAGUCAUGGUAGAGGUCUUCGGUCGAUUUUUCCAAUAUUCUAUACAUCGAAUUGUGAAAUGUGCCUCUGCAGCUGAUUAAUUUGUUUGAAGACAUGAUUUAUUGCUUGUAUAUAACACCCUGAUCAAAAUACCCCACAUUCCACAGGGUGCAAUAACCAAGCAUCAGGGGCUUGCCUAUUCGUGACCACUCGCCGAAUUCUUGCAGGUUACGGAAAGGGGCGUGUGCAUCCGGGUAUAUACGUGUGUCUGACCCAGAGCCGUUUUGGGUGUUCAUUUCCAGAAACGUCAGUAUGCCGUCAUAAGUGCCAUCCAAGCUGGAGUGUUAAAAACAGAUUUAACAAAAACAGUUAUAAAGAACAAGUUAUAAUGAACGGUUCUAUUUUUUGCUUAAUAUUUUAUUUUGACAAUAAGAAAGCCCCAAGAAUCCCUUUAGACUUGUGCUCAACUGGGUUGUCGGGUUCACGCGUUGUCUGAAUAUGUACUUACGGUGAUUGUUGCUUGAAACGAAACUGAAAAGAAUCGUAAGUUCCAUGACAUAUAUCGAAGACUACUCGAAUGACAACACAUAGCCAAGAAAAAAGUACCCAGAUUUCUUGUCAUUGAAGAUAUAUUUGCGCUGAGAAUAUCUAAUAUACCUGUUACAGUAAACUACGUUUAUAACGAACACGCUUAUAACGAACUUACAGAUAUAACGAACUUAUUUUUUAGUCUCGGCCAUUUGUUGUAUAUAUGCUGUAUAUAUGCUUAUACCGAACUACGGCUAUUUACGAACGAAAAUUAGUUGUCCCUUUGAGUUCGUUAUAACCGUAGUUUACUGGUAUAUGAUUGGACAUCAACGAGUCAGAGAUAAUACACUGACGAUCCUAGACUCUUCUCUCGAUAUUAAAAUAUGUAACACAUCUAAAUACGUAAUUUUCUAUAUGCAGGCCAUUGAAUUUUCGAUUUUCAUCGUCGCUCGCCUCUUUAUUGAAACCCCGACUAACAUCAUCUUACCGAGCACCUAUAACGGAUGACAUCUCUCCCUGUGUUCCCUUAUAUCUGCAAGUGAUGAAACACACGCGUACGUAGUCAAACCGAACACUCAUGUCCCCUGUGACUCAUGUCGCCAUGGGGGGCACGGGUGGCCCAGUCGUCUAAGGCGCCGCAAAUCGCUGUGCAGAGUUGCGUUCCUUGGACACGCCAGAAACCUAUGAUUGUGGGUUCGAAUCCCGGAUCGCGCCGAUUAUGUUUCUAGGUUUGUCAGCACCAUACCCGAACUCGUGGGUUUCACCGAAGUGGUAAACGUCUAAGACCUGCAUGACUUCAGGCUUUCCUCCCACAUCAAACUGACACGCCGUGAUAUAACUGGAAUACUGUUAAAAACGGCCUUAAACCCAGCUCACUCACUCAUGUCGCCAUGUCAAGUUCGCAGCUGCCUUGAAACGUUUAAAUAUUAAUAUAUUCCCCCCGCCUCGCAUUAUUGAACAUUUUGGGUGAAUAUCUAUUACUUAUUAAUUGAAGACAAACAUCCACCAAGUUGGCAUGACCUCAGUAUAUAUAGCGAACACGAAGGGGCAUUAUAUACGGGGAAAUACAUGGUGCAUGGCCAAAUAUGCAUGAUAUUUCGCUGUAUCCGACCAAUUAUGUUGUUGAUUAUAUUAAUUAUGAUAUCCUGCUCUUUGUAACUGAAUAUACCCAGAAAGACUAAAGUGAUAGCAAUUUUCCGAUAUGAACUUUACAAUGUUUAAUAGUGUUUAUAUUUGUAUGGUGAAAUUAACCUGUGUUCUUUAUUGCGUUUUUAUAUCAGUGGCUGAUUUAUAUCGGCGUCCAACUAUGCAGAAUAAUGCAUAUAUUAUCUAUGUUGUUGUUACACUUCUGCACAUUGUAUAUGUAUAUAGACAGAAGGUAUAGCCCUAUAGUACCUGGUGUGGGUGUCUGUGUACAUACAGAGUGUACGAGGUUUGUAUGCAAUAAUCAGUGCUGAAAUACUCAUUAAGCCACUCGUGUGCAUCAUAUUGAAGAUAUAUAUUUUCAAAAAUUAAAUCAUACAAACUA